UUACGCUGAACGUGUUUUAUGAAUUCUGUAUUCAAUGAAUGAUAUGUAUUAAGAAUUGACAUUAAACAUAACGAUACAAAACACAAGGAUUAUAUCGAUAUCAAAUAGUUAGACGGUAACAAGAGAUAAAAAACGGAUAAAGUAAAUAAGUUUUUAUAUACUUGAAUAACCUAUUUUUCACAAUGUACUCUCAAAAUACCACCUAUUUGACACUUCUUUUUAUCAUUGGAAGUUAAUGUUACACGAAAGGUUACAAUAUCGACAAAACAUUAGCGUUAAUGCCACAAUUUUUAUACAAGAUAUCGUCUUUGUAUGCGGGCUUAUUUUAAUGAAAAGGAAUACAAUGGAAAGGAAAUUUAUUAUGUAACGAAAGGGGGAAUAGCAUUCCUACAGUUCAUUCGAAAGUUUCGUGGCGGUUAGUCGCGUUAAAAGAAAUUUGCGAAAAGAGAGACCAGUAAACACGUACUUAAAAAUAGUCAAGUGACAGAUUAAAGUUUAAAACAAUCAGUUUAAAAAACAAUUAGAGAUAAAUACUUAAUUUAACAAGCAAGAAUUAAAAGCGUUUUAUCUAUUAAAAUUAUCAACCAAUAUUGAUAAGAAAAAGAGUCAAAUUAUUUAAUCAGCAUUCUUCUUUAUUAUUUGUGUGCAUAUAUUAUAAAAAGUCAACUGCAAUUGCAUGACAAUUAUUUUGGACAAGCAGAAUAACACUGAAAUUGAACUCAAUCGUCGUCAUGGCUGUAAUUAUACGUGAGCUCGUGAAAUGGUAUAAAUAUAUUAAUGAAGAUUUGCCAGACCCACGUAACAAUGAUCGCUUUAUGCUGAGCUCACCAUGGCCUACUGUAACUCUUCUUGGAUUUUAUAUAUAUUUUGUACUUGAUCGUGGACCAAGAUUUAUGGCAAGAAGACAACCUUUUAAAUUGGACAGAAUAUUACAAUUAUAUGAUCUUUUGCAAAUUCUAUUGAAUGCAUACUUAUUUUAUAAAGCUUUAGUUUUGGCAUGGUUACGCGAUUACAGUUACUUUUGCGAACCUAUCGAUUACUCUCAUACACCAAGAGCCACAGAGAUCGCCAAAAUGGUCUGGGUAUAUUUCAUGAUCAAGAAUUUGGAUUUGCUAGAAACAGUCUUUUUCAUACUCAGAAAAAAGGAGAAUCAAGUGUCUUUCCUUCACGUAUAUCAUCACAUUGCCAUGGUAAUGGCUACUUGGAUUGCUGCAAAAUUUAUACCUGGCGGACAUGUGACUUUCUUAGGAUUACUCAAUACAUUUGUUCAUAUAAUAAUGUACACGCAUUAUCUAUUGACAUCCAUGAAGGUGAACACAAAUGCGUGGAAGAAGUACAUCACUCAACUGCAACUGAUUCAAUUUUUCAUGAUUAUUUUACAUCAGAUACAAUUAUUUUGGGCGAAUGAUUGUGGCUUUUCAAUAUGGCCGGCAUAUUUACUGAUACCACAGAAUAUCUUCAUGAUGAUAUUAUUUUGGGAAUUUUAUUAUAAAACCUAUAUAAAGAAAAAACAGGAAAUUAAAACGGUGUUGACGAAAACGGAAACAAGCAGUAUCUAUACUGAAGUUUUAAACGAAAGAGCAAAAAUACUAUGAACUUAGAACUUAUAAUGUCCUGUUGAAUGUUUGAUCGUUUUUUUCUCAAUUUUAUUUUUAUUACAAAUAGGAAUA
This is a messenger RNA of Linepithema humile (Argentine ant), 1670 nucleotides long. RefSeq lists its product as uncharacterized. The record is from RefSeq and is a predicted model, not a curated record. Gene Ontology annotation, molecular function: fatty acid elongase activity. NCBI's taxonomy places the organism in Eukaryota, Metazoa, Arthropoda, Insecta, Hymenoptera, Formicidae. Gene Ontology annotation, biological process: sphingolipid biosynthetic process; fatty acid elongation, monounsaturated fatty acid; fatty acid elongation, polyunsaturated fatty acid. Gene Ontology annotation, cellular component: endoplasmic reticulum membrane.